AAGAGUCAAGAGAAGAGGAAUUGUCGCUGUUGUGUUUUUUCGAAGGUAGCAGAGGCGACCCACUGCUCUCUAGUGAGAAGAAGUCGCCAUCGCCAUUUCUCUCUCCAUCUCAUGAAGAAGAAGAACCAGCUUCAGGUUAUCUCUUUCGUUUUUCAGAUUCGCUUGGCACAGAGCUCCCAUCUUUCUAUAUUUUUUCCCGACAAAUCCGAUUUCUUUUCUGGUGGUCAGUCCAUGAAGGCAAUGGAAGGAACCUCCCCAAUGAUGACAGGAUGCAGCAAAAAACCAACACAACAGUCAGUCUUUGUCAUUGCUGGAACGCUAGGAAUCCCAAUUAAACUCCUAUUAGGGUUCUCUCUGUUUGGCAGAUUGAUGUUGAGGGAAGCGCUUCAUCGUAAUGCCUCUUGAGAAGAUGCAUCGUCGUGGUGGGUUGUUGGUGAGUGGGGGUUCUGUUCAGGCUAUCACUACCAAGCAAUUGCAGUUUGGAUUGGGGUCAAACCGUCACUAGCCUAUUCCUUAGACGCCCAUCUAACCCUUCAUGAUAUGCAUCAAUCCGAGUAAUGCCUGUGUGCUUUUUUGUACGACUAUUUUGCUGGUUUUAAGAUGAGAAUUAAACAAGUAUAAGAGGGUGCUUUAUGCUUCUGUUGCUGAGCCAUCUCAAUGGUCACUUGCUGGAUGCAUCCAGGCGUAUAGAGUGGUGGAGAUGACUAUGUUGUUCAGUUAUAUGUUGUGGUCUCGUGUGUCAAUCAACUGAAGGCUGCAAUGUUUGACACGGAUCGAAGAAAGUGUUGGAAACCACACUUACAACAGUGUUUAUUCAGAAGCUUUCGAAAAACUAGAAGCCACCAUCUGGUCCUUCUAUCACCAAUGCAAGGAUUCUUGAAGAUGUGAUGUUGCUGGAUGGAAUAGGUGACAACGAAGGCCGUCCUCUGUUCAACGUACAUGCAAUGUAAGUACCUGGUC
Molecule: messenger RNA, 960 nt
Organism: Linum tenue
Lineage: Eukaryota; Viridiplantae; Streptophyta; Magnoliopsida; Malpighiales; Linaceae
Source: the annotation of a GenBank genome assembly